AUCCGUGCAUAUAAUGCUUAGGAAACUUUGUAGAAAGCCCGUUAAAUGUAAAUGAUAUGACCAGUGGAAAUGUUAAUAAAAUAAGACCUCUAGCAGAGCAUGUUCACAGAGAUAAGCGGGGAUAAUGGUCUAAGUGAUAAAUAUGAGUCACUCAAACGAGGCUACUGUGAGCGGGGGCGAAGAGCCAACUGUGGCAUUCAGGCAGCAGCGUUUCCCUCUCCGCCUCGUCUGGUUCUUGUACAUGCAGGGAAAGAUCCAUCCGAAGCUCGGGAUAGAACUGAAUAUUUUUGCCUUGAUCUGAGCCUUGAUCUGAGCCGUGACAGCCUCAGAGCCCGGCCAGCGCCCCCACCACCAGCAGAAGCAGCAGCGCGCUGCAGGCAGGCAAAGAGGACGCAUUGCUGCACUUUGCAUCUUCUUUAUGGCGUUGCUUAUUUGGACGCCAGUGUCCCGCAGUGGCAGUCGACCGGCAUCGAGGGUUCAAGUUCCCCUACAAAGGAUGGUGGUGUCCUAAGAGCUGAGACAUGCCCUUUGUCUCUGCUGGAAACGUCGCUGGCUGCGCUCCUUGAGGGAAUCAAAGUUGGUGCAAUGGAGACUUCCGGGAGUGAUGCUGCUGUCACAUACUUAGAGAAAGCUGUGGAAAGAGAUGGGUAUUAUGAUCUGGAGCAUCUCCCUCCACUGCUGGAGGAUGAGGAAAAUGUUUCUCUGGCCGACAUUCUUUCUUUGCGGGACAGCUGCCUCAGUGAGGAGGAGAUGUGGGCCGUGUGUGCAGAGUGUGUCGUGGCCCUGCAGAGCAUCAGACCCACCCACCUCUUCUACACUUUAUGUAUUACACCAGACACUCUGGCCUUCAAUGCUCAUGGGAAUGUUUGCUUCAUGGAGCAGCUUAGCGAUGAUCCAGAUUGCUCCUUUGUCCCUCCGGAGUUUGACAACAUGGGCAGUACAUUUGAGGGCCAUAUUUACUCUCUGGGCUCCACAAUUUCCGCUGCACUGAACUUUGUCAUUGAGCCAGAGCUUGAGGCUGAGCUGGGAGAAGAAUUUCAGAAUCUGUUGCAGCAGAUGCAGGAGGAGAAGCCUGAGGACAGACCUGAGCUGGAGGACAUUCUGUUGCUGGCUGAAGAGCAGCUGUCUCACACUUCUUCUGCAGCUGUGUGCCGGAAAUUGUCUUCGAUGGGGCGAAGAGUACUCUCGAUUGAAUCAGUUUCAAACAUUCAAGAUGAACAAGAAGAAUCCUGGGAGGCAAGAUGGCAGUAUUCCAAAGCUAGAUGUCAUUUGAAAAGACUAAACUCAGAGGAUAAGACCAAAGACCUGUCGGACACCUUUGUGGCAAACAGUGUGUCCAGACAGCAGGUGUGCGGGACAUGGGACUCCUCUCUAUGGGCUGAGGAUAUGGAAAGUGAUGAGGCAGACACCAUGGUUCUGACAGAUGAGAUCGAUUGUCGGUCUUACAAUAGCUCCCCAGUGAAGAGGAGAUCCCAGCAGAAGGUCAGGGGAGCAAGGGGAGCCCUAAAUCGCUCCUGCUCGGUGCCGGACUCCAACAACCCCCCCUGUGUCUCCACUUCACCUCACGGAGAUAUAAGUAUUCCUGUUUCUGACCUCACAGAGAUAGGAGCGGAUGAACACUUGGGCUCAGGGUCUGUGUGGAGUAACAGACUUCAGAGGCUGAACCGGGGGAAGUCCUGUGAGUCCUACCCUCACAGUAGAACUCAGGACCAGGAGAAGGCAUCACAGGGAAAUGAUAAUCUAGACUGUUGCACAGAGGAAAAUAAUUAUCAAGACUCUGGUAAAACCAUGUCAAGGGGCAGUAUUCAGGACUUUGUGUCCUCCUGUACUUCUUGCUGCAAACUGGAGAUCGUGCAAAACUCCUCGGAGGAUGAGGGCAUCACAAAACCCAACCUUUCCAUUUCUUAUAACUACAUGACCAAAAGCAUGCUGUGCCUCAAUGAAGAAUCUCAGGAUGAGUGGAUCUCUCUUAGGGAGCUACUGAUUCAUUGUGGACGGAGGCUUACGGUUAAUGAGCUGUGGGCUCUGUGUUACACCUGCCUGUCUUCAUUGCAAACAUAUACUGACUUUCCAGCUUAUUUAUGCCUGGACACAGUGUAUGUGAAUUGCAAGGGAGAAGUGAUUUUUCUAAAACCUAAAACCAUAGAAUCCCAUGAUGGGUUUUUUCUGGCACCUGAGUAUCAGGAACAUGGUAUUGUAACUGAGAAGGUCUGUCUGUCAGAAUUGCUUUUCCUUUCUUGUAAAUUAACUUCUAAGGUUCGGCUGAUUUUUGUUUUCAAUAUUUAUUUAUAUCCUGUGAGUGCUCAGGUCUGUGUGUAUGGAGUUGCUGCCAUCCUCUGGGCGUCAGCCAAGUUCAGCUUAUCACCUAAUCAAAAGCUGGUGAUGCCUCGUAAAAUGAAGAGACUGCUUUUGGAGAUGGCUAAAAGGACACCCAUGGAGAGGCCGACCAUCGCCACGGCUAAAAAGAGCUGCCUCUGUAAUCUGUCUCUUCAGGGGAUUAGCCCUGAGACUGUCUGGGGCAACCUCAUCAGCAGAGUUCACCCGCCAGCUUCAAAAGGCCACGAUGCAGAAGAUUUGAUUGAGAGUGAUAAUCACCAGUGCUCAACUGACGAACCCCAAAAAAACAGUGGCUUUGUGCCCAUGGCCACUGAGAGCCGACUGGCUCCUGUGCCUGGCCCUGUUCCCCACAGCUAUCCAGUCAACAUGGAACUCCAGCUCCCAGAGGCCUUCAUUUCCACUGCCACACACUUCACCCCCAUCAUCCUGACCAAUGAAAGGGAGAUGGAGGAGCAGGAGAGCCAGCAUCUAGGAACUGUCACUAUAGGGACAGCACACAGACUGACAAGGAACAGUGCUCAUGAUAUGGAAUGCUGCCUAGAUGCCCCUCAACAUCAGCAUCAAUCACCUUCCAAAGCCAAUCGACAUUCACAAAAGCUGACUGACUGUCACACAGUCAUGAGCACUUCUUCCAAAACAUCCAGCUCGAUACCUGAGGACUCUCCUUCAGUUCUCUCUGACGUUUCCCUCUUUGAAGUCUCUCUUCCCAGCCUCUCCUCCCCCUUAUCCACUAACCUCAACAGCUGUGGCAUUUUCAACAAUUACCUCUUUUGGCAGGAUCCCAUGACAGAAUGUCUUUCUUUGGUGCCCGUCAAGGUCAGAGCUCCUAAGUCUCUAAAUAGGUUGGAUAUAACCCCCUCUUUGAUCCCACAGUCUUUGAGAGGGCUGAUAACAGGUCAGAUGAGCAAUGGGGGUCUGUUUAUUGACCCUGUGAGCGGUACUGUGAGGUCUGGGACUCAGGAUCUAUUUUAUUUAAGUGGUAGCUCCGACAGCUCCCUGGAUCAUGCUUCACAUCAAGCGUGCUGUGGACAGACAGACACUAAAACACAAGGUGAAAAGGAGGCUCUCUUCAGAGAUCAACCUGCCCUGCAGGACGUGAUUGACCUGCUCAAAGGACAGUUUUCAACUACUGGAUGCUUAGACAAUGGCUGUCAAGACAUAAUCAUGGGGAAGUACCUUUUCACUCUGAAGGGACUCCAGUGCCAGCAGUUUGCCAGUGUUGUGAAGAAAAGAUUCUGUGAUUUGCAUUGGGAAGAUGACUUGCUGGGUGUGUUACAUUGCCUGGUGAACUACAGCUGUUCAACACUCACCCCAUGCCGAGAUUGUAAUGAGUACUCUCCAUCAAAGGCUGUGAAAAGGGCAGCCUUCACUACCGCUGCCUGCAGAGGGAAGACAGAAGUUUGCCUGCGCAGCUGUCUCGAUCUGAAUGGGAACAUUCACACAUCUCGCCCUGUUGCUGUUGGAGUAUGGGAGGGAACAGAGGCCCUGACUUUCUGUGGGGAAGAUGGGAAAGCACUUGAUGGUGCUGAAAUAAGAUUGGAGAAAAGCUGGCACUGGAUAAGUCAAGGUGGGAAGACAAACAGUUUAGAGUCUGGGGUUAUGGAGGCAGGAGGUCAUUCAGUGGGUGGCAGCGAUGAAAGCCCCUAUGAAGCUGAGUUUCUGUCAGGGAGAGAGGAAGAUCUGAUGGGAACCCACGAUGAACUGAUGAGUCCUGACUGCUCGGAGGACAUGGAGGACAGUGACUCGCUGGUGUCGGAGCGUCUCCUUUCACCCACAUCCAGAACAGCCUGCAUAGGCCUCAGCUUCAGCCCAGCCUGGUCUCUGGCUCUGUUUGGAGAAGAUUGUUUUGGUCAGGAGGUGAUUGAGUAUGCAUUGAAUCUGGGAAAGCACACAGGAUCGCCGGGCCUGGAAGUGAAAGUGCAGGAAGUGCAGCAGCAGCUGGUAAUUGAGACGAGGAAUCUGAAGAAAACCAGAAGUUUUUAUCAAAAGCUGAAGAAUCAACAAGAGAGAAAAAACAAAGGUCCUGAAAGCAAACUGAUGCUCUCAAAACUCAAGUCACAGCUUGAAGAACUCAGAUCCAAGGUGGCCUUUUUGGAUUGUGUGAAGAAAUACCUUGAGGUUCUCUGUGUUGAUCAGUGGGGUCUGGAGGUUUCUUUACUGCCCUCUCUGGCUGUGUGUGGAUGUCAUUCUUUGAACCUUCAGUCCACUGAAGACCCCACUGUUCUGAGCUUUGGUACCACUAAGGGGAAGAGGACUCUGCAGACUGGGUCUCCUCUGGGACUUAUGGCUUUCCUUUAUGCCAGAAAUGCUGCUGCAGAGGGCUACAUUCAACAGUUUCUGUACACGUACCGUUUCUUCUGCACUCCUGAGCAAUUACUGCAGUUUAUCAUGGAUAAGUUCAUCAGUGCUGCAAGGGAGGGCCCACCGAUGUCAGGGGACAGUCAAAGGAUCUUCCGUCGCAGUCUGGACCUUCUGCAGAUCUGGAUGACGGACUGCAAAUCAGUGGACUUUACACCAAAGUCAAGUCUUGUGGAUACGUUAGAAACAUUUCUAAAUACAGAGGUGAUUCCUGUUGACAACCAAGGUGAGGCCCUUCUUGCUAUUCUCUACAGCCACCCAAACACCACAACAUUAAGUCAAGUGACAGGAAAUCUAACCAGCCUGGAUGAGGAAGAUGACUCUGUGUGUUUGCAUUCAUCUAAUGAGGAUCUUAGCAAGAAGUGGAAGAUUUCACGAGUGGUGGAGCCUCCUCCUUCCAUGUCUAAAGAGAAGGUCUUCUCGAUUGCUGCAGCCCUGCCUGCACCUUGCUAUGGCUCCCUGAUGUACGACUUCUCCAACACUUGUAUGCAAAGUGAGGAGCGACUCCCAUUUAGCCAAAAGGAACACAGUGCACUGCACAUAGCCCAGCAGCUGACACUUCUGGAGCAGGAGGUAUUCCACGGAUGUCAUCCAGUUCAUUUCCUCAAGUCCAGAACACAAGGAGUCAAAGACAAACUUUGCAGCCCGAACAAGAACGUGUCACAGCUUUUUCCGCCAUCAGAGGGCAGCAGUGGACUUGGACAUGAGGGAACCCCGUCAGACAGUUUCCUUCAGCAGUUGCUCACAUACGCUGAGAGUGUCACUAACUGGAUCUCUGCAGAGAUAGUUAUCUGUGACUCUGCAAAGACUCAAAUUGCCUUGCUGACCAGGUAUUUGUGGAUAGGAAAGUACUGCUAUGAAAUGAGGAACUUUGCCACAGCCAUGCAGGUUCUCAGAGGCCUGGAGAACGUGAUUGUCAGGCAAUUACCAGCUUGGAAACAUCUGACUUCCAAAGUGUACGAGAUCCUGGAGGAGCUACGAGCUGUGGAGGUCUUUCUGAAGAGUGAUGACCUGUGUCUGAUGGGGGCAGAGCACAAAAGGACGAGGCCCACACUGCCAUCCAUUCACAUCCUGGCUAUGCAUGUACAACAGCUGGAGAUUGGUGCAUUCACACUCACCACUGGGGCUUACAAGUGGACCAAACUCAGGAACAUCGCGAAGGUUGUGAGCCAGGUCCAUGCCUUCCAGGAUGUUCUGUACCCCUACAGCUCAGAUCAGGACCUUCAGGCCUACCUGCGCCGCCGGAUUACCCGGUUUGCCACCACAGACAUCCACCUGCUGGCCACUGACAAUGAUGCCAACUUUCAACAGUCCAGUGAGCGCCAGACACGAAGGAUCCAUGACACGCUAAGGAGAGUGAAAGCUACCUUCCAGUAAAGCACGCCUUGGCAGAUUUUACACCACAAGGAUGCACUACAAGUCCAGGACAUCACCAUCUGUACAGAUUGCUUAUGUUACAAGGCUGUGGAAAAAUAUUUGCUCCCUUACAGAUAUCUUCUGUUUUUUGCUUCCUUGUCACAGAUGCAUGUUUCAGAUCAUCAAACAAAUUCAAAUAUCAGACAGAGAUAACUUAAUAAUGAUUUCAUUUAUUUUUGGAUAAAAAGCUUAGCAACCUGGCCAUAAGUGAAAAUGUAACUGUCCCCUGUGUAACUUAAAUAGAACCCGUGUGAAAACAUGAUGUAGAUAAAAAGAUCCUACAUACCAACACAUGAGGCCCUGAUUCAAAGAAAUUUAAAAAAAAACGUUUGCCCCAAGAGUUCAUCAUUGACAGAUCCAGGAGUUCACAAAAGAAACAAGAACAACUUGUAAAGCACAGCAGGCUUCAUUUGCCUUAGUGAAGGUCAGUGUUUAUGAUUCAACAAUAUGAAAUAAACUUGGCUAUAAUGGCAUCUUUGUGAAAGUUGAAAGGUAAAACCCAUUACCCAGCAAAAAAGACACAAAGCCUCAUGUUAUAUUUCCUAGAAAAAACAUCUUAAUGAUCCCAGAGACUUUGGGCAAAAUAUUGCAUAUUGCAUGUAACUCGUUAAAUCUGGUUUGCAGCAUUUCAGAAAAAGAACAUCCUACCAACAGUCAAAGACCGUGGUGGUGGUAGUGUGGUGGGACUAUUUUCUUUGCUUUGUAUCAUAAAUUCUGCUCUGCAGCUGAAAAAUCUAAUGAAGAAUGUCCAGCAAACAGUUUGUGAGCUUACACUAAAGUGCACUUGGGUUAUGCAGAAGGACAGUGAUCUGAAGCACUCCAGGACGUUCACCACUGAACGUCUAGAAAAUAAAUAAAUACAUUCAUUAAUUCAUUCAUUUGUUAAUUUGUGGUGGGACUUUAACAAAUUCAUCUGAAAUAAUGAAUCUCAAAAGAAAAUAAUGCAUUUAAUUUCACUGUGAAAUGUAAAACUCUAUGCCAUCUGAACUAGUGCUUGAAUAAGUAAAUAAUCUGUAAGAUGUUUAAGUGCAAGUGAAUGCAGCACAUGAUGAUCUUUGAGCUACGUAGCGCUCCUCCGACUUGAUCUGUUUGGCUGUUGGUGGGGUUCAAGCGAACAGGGUUGAGGGCAGUACCAUUUAAUGACAACAUUAUGUGGAGUGUUAGUAAGGUUGCACAUUGUUUUUGAGAGUAAACCUAAAGAAGGAUUAUUCCUACAGAGUCCCAACAUUUAACAUCUAAAGCCAGAGAAUAUAUGUGGCAGACUGAGACAUCCCAAAGAGGUGAAAGGAAAAAUAACUGAACAUGUGUCACUGUUGCUAUGCCAGCAUGUUUUUGAUCAGGCUUGUGUUUUUUUCUGUUUCACUUUAUUGACUACUAAAAAUCAGGUUUCUACUAAAAUUCAGUGACUGUAAAAAGUGACACAGAAAGAGGUUGAACACUUCUGAGAAAAAGACAUUUUGAAAACUGCAUCUGGAUCUUAAUGGAUGAGGAAACCACAGCAUGAAAGCAAAGCCACAGAAUUCUAGUUUUCACUAACUCAAGGUGGAAAUUGUUCAACAUCUUGAUAGAAAUUUUACAAAUGUAUUUAUUGAUUUAGUUACUAAUCAAUAUUUACUGAAAUUGACAAACGCUGCUUGUUGUGUCAAAUAUUACUAUUUGAUUAAAAGGUGAUAAGUCUUCAUUAAUUAAUUACAAACCCUCUAAUUAAUUUGAUAAUUUUUUUAAAUAAAUAAAUACAAAAUGAAGAAAUUUGAAGUGGCUUAGCUAAAGGUCGAGAGCUAAAUCAAUUGGGAUGUUGUGGCAUGACCUUAAACAGACUAUUUAUGCUCAAAGAUGCUCCAGCAGGGCUGACAAAGAUCUGAAAGAAUUGCUGUCAUUUGUCGUAACCGCUUGAUGGCAGUUGUUGCAGCCAAGGGUGGUACAACCAGUUAUAAGGCUAAGAGGCAUUCAUUUUUUCACAUAUUGACUGUUUGGUGUGGAUAGAUUUUUUCCUCAGUAAAUUAAAUCAUUAUUCAGAAACUGCAUUUUGAAAUUAUUUUGUUUAUUUUUGUCUAAUCCUAUUAUUUUAGAUGAUCUGAAACAUUUAAGUAUGGUAAAAAAAAAAAAAAGUCAAUACAGAAGAAAUUUGCAAAUCAUCAGUACGAGUUUAAGUUCAAGGCAAAGUUAAAUUCAAACUCACACUCUUAUAUUUUUACAAUUCAUUUUGAUUUGUAUUUUUUUGUUUGUUCUCAGGCUGCACAGUGGAGCAAUUGGUAACACUGUUGCCUUGCAGUAAUAAGGUCCUGGGUUAGGCUUGCGGUCUUUUUGCGUGGAAUUAGUAUGUUCUCCCUGAGCAUACAUGGAUUUUCUCCAGGUGCCCCGGCUUCCUCCCACAAUUGCUUAAUUGGAGUGUCUAAAUUGUCUUUAAGUGUGAGUGAGCAUGUGUGUGCAUGGUUGUUUGUCCUGAGUGUCUCUGAGUUGCCCUGUGAUGGACUGACGAGGUCCAGGGUGUGCCCCGCUCCUCCUCCAGUGACCGCUGGAGAUAGGCACCAGCCCCCCCAAUGAUUCUUCUGCAAUGAUUCUUCCUCCCUUAUUCAUGCUCAUAUCUGCAUAUUUUUGUAUAGUGUAUUUAAUUUGUUUAGUAUGCUCUCUCUGUAAUCUAAUGUGGACUAAACAUGGCAGCAUUGUGAAAUGCAUGUGGAAUUAAAGGAUACUGAUGCCCAAAAAUCACACCUUACUCAUGCAGUAAUGUAAAAGUAUGACUUUUGCUUGGGAUUGACUCAGCUAAAGCACAAUAUCAGCAGUUAUGUUUUUGUAUUAUGCAUUUAUAAGCUAUGCUUUAAAUGGAAAUGGCAGUUUGUUCAGCAGUCCUUCACUUUUUCCAUGAGCAUCUGUAGAACCAUUGAGCACCAUUAAACCAGUUUUGUGCUAUAGUGUGUUUUGCAAUGCAUGAUUUUUGCCAUUUUUACUUCAUGUUUUAAAUUAAAACUCACAAUGGAAUGUCAUUUCCUAUCACUAUGUGUUAAUUGUUGGAUGAGCUGCAACCUCUUUAACCUUAAGUCAGUCUUUAGUUUAAUCAAUAUCUUGUAGAUAUACACAGAUUUUCUAUCUCCUGGUUUUUGAAACUUUGACCUGUUGAUACAGAUUUUAGUUGAUAACAUUUUCUCUUAAAUGCUUGUAAUUCACAGAUUUCAAAUAUUUUUCUUGUCUUUGUGCAAUGACAAGAUGGACAUGGUGUUGAGAUUUUAAGCUGUGUUUAGCAUCUUAUAUUAGCUUGCCUAACUGUAAACUGCAGUCUCAGCCUGAAGAAACAGCUGACACGUUUCCAUAAAAACUAAAUUUUAAGUUUAAAUAACUUACAAUUUUUGGGUUUCCUCUUAAUUAAUCUUAAACACCUUACUAAUACUGAAAAAGGUAUAAUUAAGGCUUCUUUCUUUACUGACAAAUUCCACACUGAAGAGCGUUGCUGCUAGCCUGACCUGUUGGUAUGAUGCGAUCUGUGACUUGAAUAAAGAAGAGGGGAUUUUUGAGUUUCUAAUGACCAGUCAGAUGACAUUUUAGAUGUUACACCAAAAAGUGAGACUAUCUGGAUAUUAUGACUCCAGAGGGCGCUGCUGCUUGUGUAUGACCUAACCUGUGCUUAAAGCCCCACUGACAGUAGAUAAUAAUAAUAAUUUAGACUUUCUUGAUCUCACAAUGGAGAAAUUGAUGCAGAACUGAAAAAAAAGAUUGCCCUGUAUUCUAACCUGUAUAUGAAAAUGUGAUCAUACUUUAGUUUAAAACAAAAGUUUUAGUUAUCAAAUCAAACAAAUUAGGUGUAUAAAGUCCCCCAGAAAUACAAAUUGUCUAUUAACAUAAGAAGUUCAGUGCUUGUUGUCAUAUCAGUGAUAUAAUGUUGUAUAGGCAGGAAGCAGAGACUGGGAAGUCACAAAUAGGAUAAUUUAUAGUAUUGUCACAUUUUCUGAUAAGAGCUAUCAGACCAUGAUCUUGCCUGUAAUUUACUCCCACUCUUAAUGUCAGUUGUAAACGUUUUUACAUCAUGUUAAUAAAAGAAAGUCACAUGACAAAUCAUUGGUCUAAGUUUAAAGGAGUCAAAAUUGACUCAUUAUUAAAAUGGUGAAUGUA
Molecule: messenger RNA, 10215 nt
Organism: Girardinichthys multiradiatus
Lineage: Eukaryota; Metazoa; Chordata; Actinopteri; Cyprinodontiformes; Goodeidae
Product: kinase non-catalytic C-lobe domain-containing protein 1
Exons: 30
Coding region: 100-6072 (1990 amino acids)
Biological process (GO): small GTPase-mediated signal transduction
Molecular function (GO): guanyl-nucleotide exchange factor activity
Source: RefSeq, a predicted model, not a curated record